Molecule: messenger RNA, 2618 nt
Organism: Passer domesticus (house sparrow)
Lineage: Eukaryota; Metazoa; Chordata; Aves; Passeriformes; Passeridae
Gene: RIC8A
Product: RIC8 guanine nucleotide exchange factor A
Exons: 11
Coding region: 188-2464 (758 amino acids)
Biological process (GO): G protein-coupled receptor signaling pathway
Cellular component (GO): cytoplasm; plasma membrane
Molecular function (GO): guanyl-nucleotide exchange factor activity; G-protein alpha-subunit binding
Source: RefSeq, a predicted model, not a curated record
AGAGGUUUGGGGGAAAAAUAGGGGCUUGGGACAAAAAUAGAGGUUUGGGGGAAAACAUAGGGGUUGGGACAAAAAUAGAGGUUUGAGCGGGGAAAGCAGGGUUUAGGGACAUAAACAGGGGACAAAAAAAGGGGUUUGGAAUUUAGCCAGAUGGUGGGGGAAGGAGGUGGCAGUGUGAGGAAGCAGUAUGGAAAUGGGGGUAUGCCCAGUGAUCCAUUGGGUCAUGGCACCCCCCAAAAGCAGAGGUGGAUCCCCUCCAUCCCAGCCCCUGCGCAUGGGGAUGCUGUGUCCCUGCCCGGGGCCAGCCCAGCCUCUGUCUCCGCGGCUUUCUGCCUUCCAAAAUGCAGGAUCUGCCUCUUUUGGUCCCCCCAAAAAUCCCCUCUGGGGCUGCGUGGGCAGGAGGGGACAGCCCGUGUGCCUCCCAAACCCCGGGGCCCUGGCAUCCCGGUUUGUUGGGGUUGCUGUGGCCAGCUCAUCCUCAUCCUCAUGGCAGCACGGAAGCCGAGCACAUGUCCGAGCCCAAAUCUGCCGGAUUUCCCCCCGGUGCGAGCCACGUCCCAGCACCGCGGGCCCGCGUGGCUCCGUGAGCCGCUACAGCGGUGCCGUAUCCAAAAUAAUCCCUGCGCAUCCGCAGGGACAUCCUCCCCCGGGGGCGGCCGGCUCCGGACGCGCCUCUUGGCCGCGCCUGCAGGCAUCGGCCAUCAUCCAGCCCGGCACCGAGCCCUCCCCGCUCCGCUUCCCACCGCCUGCCAAGAGGUCUGUGUGCCGAGCUGCUUUUCCAUCACCCUGGAAAUCCCCUCAUUCCCCUUCCUCCGGGCUGUGCCGUAGCUGGGCUGUUGGGAUAAUGGAGCUCCAGGCUGUGGUGUCCACGCUGGAAAGUGGGGAGCAGGACACGGUUCUCAAGGUGCUCCAGGUCUACAACCAAGAGAAAUCUCAGUGCUUCAUCUUCGAGGAUGAGGAGCGGGAAGAGAGGAAGAAAAUGGCCCAGCUGCUGAUCAAGUUCUUGGAGAGAGAGCUGCAGCCAUCCUGCCAGGUCACCUGCCUGGAGAGCAUCCGCAUCCUGUCCCGGGACAAGCACUGCCUCGACCCUUUCACCACCAAGGAGGGCCUGAAGACCCUCUCCAGGCACGCCGGCAUCGAUUACUCCGAGGAGCUCAUCCGGGAGGUGCCAGACUUGGAUGUAAUCCUGGAAUCCCUGAAAUGCCUGUGCAACAUCGUGUUCAGCAGCGCCAUGGCGCAGGAGCUGACGGCAGAGGGGCGGCUGGUGGUGGGGCUGGCCCGGCGCAUCAAGCUCUACAACGAGCGGAGUCUUCCUCACGACAUCAAGUUCUUCGACCUGCGCCUGCUGUUCCUGCUGACGGCCCUCAGGGUGGACAUCCGGCAGCAGCUCGCCCAGGAGCUCCGGGGAGUCAGCCUCAUGACAGACACCCUGGAGCUGACCCUCGGGGUCAAGUGGUUGGACCCCUACGAAGUGGCCACCGAGGAGGGACUUCUCCCACCUUUGCCUCGGCAGGAGACGGAGCGAGCCAUGGAGAUCCUCAAAGUGCUCUUCAACAUCACCUUUGAUUCCAGCAAGAGGGAGGUGGACGAGGAAGAUGCUGCUUUGUACAGGCACUUGGGUGCCCUCCUGCGCCACUGCCUCAUGAUCUCUGCCGACGGCGAGGACCGCACCGAGGAGUUCCACAGCCACACAGUCAACCUGCUGGGCAACCUGCCCCUGAAGUGUCUGGAUGUGCUCCUGACUCCCAAAGUGCGGCCGGGCUCGCUGGAAUACAUGGGCGUCAACAUGGAUGCGGUCAGCAUCCUCCUGGACUUCCUGGAGCGGCGCCUGGACAGGGGCCACAAGCUGAAGGAGAGCUUGACCCCUGUGCUGAACCUGCUGACAGAGAGUGCCCGAGUCCACCGGCAGACCAGGAAGUUCCUGAAGGCCAGGGUGCUGCCGCCGCUGCGGGACGUGCGGAACCGGCCGGAGGUGGGCAAUUCCCUGCGGAACAAGCUGGUGAGGCUCAUGACGCACAUCGACACCGACGUCAAGCACUGCGCCGCCGAGUUCCUCUUCGUGCUCUGCAAGGAGAGUGUGUCCCGGUUUGUGAAGUACACGGGCUACGGGAACGCCGCGGGGCUGCUGGCGGCGCGGGGCCUCAUGGCCGGCGGCCGGGAAGAGGGCGAGUACUCGGAGGAUGAAGACACGGACACGGAGGAGUACAAAGAGGCAAAGCCCAACAUCAACCCUGUGACGGGACGUGUGGAGGAGAAGCUGCCCAACCCCAUGGAAGGGAUGACAGAGGAGCAGAAGGAGCAUGAAGCCAUGAAAUUGGUCAACAUGUUUGACAAGUUGUCCAGGGAGAAGGUGAUCCAGCCCAUGGGCAUCACUCCGAGCGGCAACCUGGCGCCCAUGGAGAACGCCAUCCGCAGCAUGGCCGACGAGCGCUCGUCCUCCGACUCGGACCUGGGGCUGGACUGAGGCAGCUCCUGCCCCAGCCACGGAGAGCCGGCCUGGAGCCGCCCUCCCUCGGAACUGGUGCUGCACCCAGGGGCUGGCACUGCGCCGGGACUGUCCCUGUGGGAUCCGGAUCCGGCCCGGAGCCCUCACAGCCCACCACAUGGAACACCUGCCU